AUGGCCAAGUCGAAAACGUCAAAGGGCCAGUCGGACUCUCCGCUCCCCGCUCAAAUCACCACUACUAAGAACAAAUUCGAUCCAGCGUUGACUUCAUUGUUUGCGACAAGCUCCGGACCAGUAAAGCUUGUGCCCAAGGCGGUUGCACCUACAAAACCCACUACCAGCGUCUCGGUCUCUUCUGCAGAUGAGGAUGACGAUCACAUAUCCUCUUCUGGAGGUGAUGACUCGGAUUCCGAUGAACACCAGUCCUCAAAUAGUGCUUCAGAGUCUGAGGUGGACCAAAUAUCAGGAUCUAAAUCUGAUGUGGAAGCAGAGGGGCGUGAGAGACCUCGGAAGCGCCGACGGGUCGCAAAUGCCGCGGCUGAAGAUCUCGAGCAAUCCUAUUUCCGUCGACUAGGCCGUGAAGAAGAGAAAGAGCAGCGUCGAAGACGCGCAGAUCGAGCCGGUCUUCAAGACUCCCCUGGCGGAGCGGAUCACACUGCAGAUGACCAAUACCAUCCCACAUCGGCCUCUGACAGCGACGAGGAUUCCGUUGAUGGGAAGGCACUUGAUAUUCCGCAACACGAGAGCCUACGAACAGUCACAAAUGAUCCCGAUAAGAUUAAUAGAACCGUCUUUCUCGGCAACGUAUCAACAGAGGCUAUUAAGUCAAAGCACGCUAAGAGAACUCUGGCCCGCCAUUUGAGAUCGGUCCUCAAAACACCUGCUCAAGGCAAGCGUCCAGGAAAGCUUGAGUCCCUACGUUUUCGCUCAACAGCCUAUGUCAGUGGCUCUGGUCCCAAGAAGGCAACAUUUGCCAAGAAAGAACUCAUGGAUACUACCACCAAAAGCACCAAUGCCUACGCUGUAUUUACCACGGACACUGCCGCAAAUGUUGUUACUGAAAAAUUAAAUGGUUCAGUUGUUCUCGACCGCCACUUGAGAGUAGACUCACUUGGCCAUCCUAGCAUCAUCGACCACCGACGGUGUGUGUUUGUGGGAAACCUUAGCUUUGUGGAUGAAGAAACUCCUGGUGAAAACACGAAAGACAAUUCUCAGCCAAAGCGACCCAAAGGCAAAGACCCGGCUGAUCCAGAAGAAGGCCUUUGGCGUACCUUUAGCAAAGUUGGUAAGGUUGAGAGUGUCCGGGUUGUGCGGGAUCAGGAAACUCGUGUCAGCAAAGGUAUUGCCUACGUGCAAUUUGCGGACGAAAAUGCUGUUGAAGCGGCGCUUCUCUUGAAUGAGAAAAGGUUCCCGCCCAUGCUACCGCGAAAGCUGCGCAUUAUGCGAGCCAAAAAGAUGAAGCAGAAGGCACCAUCGACAGGACUCGGAGCAAAGGCCUUGGCCAAAGCGGCAUUUGGUUCGGGACAAAAGAGAAAGCGCCCAGGACAGAGCCAAAGAGCAACUACGAAGGGCCUCGUAUUUGAAGGCCAUCGUGCAAGUAGUAGCAACACAACGAAGGGGAGAUCAGCAGGAUCGAAAAAGAGGCAGAGCAAACGUCCUGAUACAAGAAGCAGUCGUCGCGGUGCGGCUUUCAGGGCUGCAGGCGGGAAAAAGACCCAGCCAAAGAGGAUUUGA
Molecule: messenger RNA, 1560 nt
Organism: Exophiala aquamarina CBS 119918
Lineage: Eukaryota; Fungi; Ascomycota; Eurotiomycetes; Chaetothyriales; Herpotrichiellaceae
Exons: 2
Coding region: 1-1560 (519 amino acids)
Molecular function (GO): RNA binding
Source: RefSeq, a predicted model, not a curated record